Messenger RNA from Triplophysa dalaica, 4806 nucleotides. RefSeq lists its product as uncharacterized. The record is from RefSeq and is a predicted model, not a curated record. NCBI's taxonomy places the organism in Eukaryota, Metazoa, Chordata, Actinopteri, Cypriniformes, Nemacheilidae. Bases 238 to 1827 code for a protein of 529 amino acids. The transcript has 3 exons. Gene Ontology annotation, molecular function: GTP binding.
UCGAGACUGACUCCUUCACCGUUGAAAAGCAUCUGCAGCGGAUUCGAGGUCCUGCUCGCCGGCUUUCUUUAUUCAACAGCAGCAGCCUUUUCCCUACCGACGACUCUUAAUAUAAUAUAUAACUUGAAUAUUGAACCCUGUUGUAGUGAGAUCUGAUAGAUUGGAUCUUGAACAUCAGAAAAGAAAUAAUUGACCCCCUUGAAGAUCAUAGACUCUUUCUGGUAACCAAGCUGAGUCAUGACAGAUUCUCAGCAUUUGACAGACAGCGCACAGACUCGUGUCAAAGAAUUGUGCCCGACCGAUGGAAUUAGAAAGAAAGGCAUCUUAAUUGAAGAUGGAAAUCCUGCUCGAUAUCGUCUGGAAACAACAAUAGAUCAUAUUGAUGAAUCUGAGUCACACAGAAAAAUCAUCUUUGGUGAAAGAGACACAAAGAAACCUCAUAAAACAUUUCUGAUUGUGGGAGAAACAGGCACUGGAAAAACAACCCUCAUCAACACUAUGAUCAACUACACGUGUGGUGUUCAGAGAGAAGACAAGAUCUGGAUUGAGAUCACAGAUGAUCAGAGUGACAGAACAUCAGCUCACAGUCAGACCUCCAUCAUCACUGUCUAUGGUGUUUAUAUACCAGAGAGUUCAGUCGACCUAACAAUCAUUGACACACCAGGAUAUGGAGACACUCGUGGUACUGGUCAUGAUAAAGAGAUCGGCAGGAGUUUGCAGCAUGUAGGCACUUCUGAUGAUGUGGCUUAUGGAACCAGUGCAGUGUGUUUUGUGAUUAAAGCAGAUCAAAAUCGACUCACUGACAGACAACAAUACAUAUUUGAUGCUGUUCAGUGUUUAUUUGGUAAAGAUAUUGAAGAAAACAUUGUGUUACUCUUCACACACUCCACUGGCGCUCGCCCUAAAAAUGCUCUGACAGCCGUCAAAGAAGCUAAAAUCAAGUGUGCUGUAGAUGAGAAGAAGCAGCCCAUUUAUUUUCUGUUCAACAACUGUCAGUCAGAGGCAUUUGAUGAAGAAGAUCAAACAAUGCAGGAUCAUUUAUGGGAUCUCAGUUAUAAAGGAAUGACAGGGCUUUUCAAGUUUCUUGACACAGUACGACCAAAAACUUUACAAAUGACUAAAGAUGUUCUGCAAAAACGGAAGCAGUUGGAGGCAAACAUCUCCAAUCUCCAAUCGCGUGUUCAAGAGAUAGAGAUAAAACAUACUGAACUGAAACAAACUGAAGAAGCUCUGGAGAAACAGAACCAAUAUUUCCAAGACAACAAGAACUUUGAGUUCACAGUUGAAGUGCCCUACAAAGAAAUGGUUGAUAUCGAUCCUGCUGUAGCUGGAAAGGCAAUGUGCUGUACCGUUUGUGAGGAGAACUGUCACUAUCCAGAUUGUUGGUGGGUGAAAAGUCUCUCCUGGUGUACAGUGAUGAAAGGCGGUUACUGCACAGUGUGCACAAAAAAAUGUCACUACAGCAAACACAAGAAAGAAGCCAAAAUAUAUGUAACAAAGACAAAACCAGAGACAAAAUCAUCUGAAGAUUUAAAGAUUCAAUAUACACAAAAAAUGGGAGAAAAUACAUCUUUAAUGGACCAUCUGAAGACAGAAAUACACAGUUUAGACAAAAAGAAAGAGAAGCUUGUGACUGAAGCUUAUAGCUGUGUAGAAACCCUAGAGAUGAUCGCACUGAAAAGUGAUUCACUCUUCAUACUUCAGCACAUUGAUUUUCUGAUUGAGAAGUUAAAUGAAAUGGAAGACACAAACAAAGCUGCAUUUCUGAUGGACAUCAAGAAGAGAGCAGGAGAAGAAAGAAAGAAAAAAGAAUCUACAUACCAAUAAAUUCAACAAGAAUUAUCUGUGCAUCAGCAUGUUUUGAUCGAUGGCAUAUAAUGACAGUGUGCAAAAUCUAAUGAAAAUAGAAGUGUUCUCAUAUGAUGCUUCAGCCCAUCAUAAUAAUUAGCAAGACAUGCUUGAUUAACCAACAUCACUCGUUAUUUUAAAACAUUAAAAUCUAGCUAUACUGAUUCACUUGCUAGACCAGUAAUAAUAAUAAUAAUAAUACAUUUUAUUUAUAAAGCACUUUACAUUUUAGGGAAAAUCUCAAAGUGCUACAAAAGUGUUGUAAUAAAAUAAAACAGUUAAUUAGACAAUUUAAGAAGUCAAUUAAAAACAAAUACCAACCAACCUUUUUAAAAAGGUACGUUUUUAAACUCUUUUUAAGACCAUCAGUCGUUUGUGGAGCCCUCAGAUGUUCAGGGAGGGCAUUCCACAGGCGAGGGGCGGCGGCACAAAAGGCUCUGUCCCCAAUUGUGCGAGUCUUGGUCCUUGGAGGAAGGAGCCUGUGAGUGUUUGUGGAACACACCCACCAAGACCUGACUGCAAACCACAAAGUGUCUUUUAGUGAUAUAUAUAUGAUUUGUAUAGACUCACUGUAUUUUUACAAUAAUAAUUUAAUUUAGACACUUGAAAAUUAUUGAGAAUCCAAAACAAUCAUAACAAACCCAAUUAGAUUUAGUCAUUGACAAAACCUUCUCCAAGUCAGAACUCCUGGUUGUGCCGAGCCAUCCAUCAAUUGAACACCACCUUACCUUGCAGCUCAGAUCCUCAACUAUAACACCCAUCAAGUAUGCGAGGAACCUGGGGGUGAUGUUCGAUGACCAGCUGCAAUUCAACUCUUACAUUGCGGCAACCACUGGAACCUACAGGUAUGUGCUCUACAACAUCAGGAAAAUCAGACCUUUCCUGGCGGAGCAUGCCUCUCAGCUGCUAGUCCAAACUCUGGUCAUAUCAAGACUGGACUACUGCAAUUCUCUACUGCCCGGCCUUCCAAUCAAUGCAGUCAAGCCCUUGCAAAUGAUCCAGCAUGCAGUUGCAGGUCUUGUUUUCAAUCAGCCUUAAAAAUCCAUGUAACACCCUUCCUGAUUUCUCUUCACUGGCAGCUGGUUGCUGCCCACAUCAAGUUAAAAUCGCUGACACUGGACCUCAGAACGAUAACGGCAAAUUAAACCCUUUACCUUAACUCACUGCUCCAGGUCUACAUUCCCUCCUGUCAUCUUCGGUCUGAAAGUGAGCAAUGCCUGGUUGUUCAAUCACAGCGAGGCACCAAAUCUCUUUACUCAUUGAGUUCUCGUGUAGUGGAACAAACUGCAAGUCUCGACCCAAAACUGUCUAUAUCUUGUGUCAAAACAACAAAUAUAUAUAUAUAUAUAUAUAUGUAUUGUUCAUUUUCUCCCGUGCUUACUCCAGCUUUAAUCGUCCAAGUAGCAUGGCCUUGUGAACUAACGGUACUGUUUAGCAUGCUGGCAAAAUGUUUAAGCUCUCCUACUUGAAAGUCGCUUUAGAUAUAAGUGUCCGCCAAAUUAAUAGAGGUGAUGUAAUGUAAUAACUAUAUGAUAUAAAAGACAGGAAGUUCCUUUAUUCCAGUUCCAUUAAAAUGAUUAUAAUACUUUCUAUGGUAGUUUACAGUGCAGCUAAAUGUUCCUGUAGUGUUUUGCUGUCCAGUAACUCCUGUGCAUGUGGUAGAUGUAGUUUAAUUGUUCCCAUGUGUAUAACAGAAUGUUACGGGUUACUGCAUGCUCUGCACAUAAUUUUGACAUUGAGCUUAUUUUCUGUAUCUGUAACAGAACAACAGUUCAAAUGGUUGACAUAAACUCAACUCAGUCUUUCUUCCACAUACACAGAAUACAAAAGAACAAAAUGUCAUUCCAAACAGACCAAGGUGCAUAGAUGGUGACAAAACAGACAGUAAGCAUUACACAUACAAGAGCUGAGAUAUGAUACAUUUGAUGGGUAAAACUAUAAAAGUGUAGGAACAAAGUGCUAGUGCAUAGACGUGACCAUGUGCAGAUCUGUGUCAAAUUUACAGUGUGAAUUUUUCACAUGAAAGUACAGAUCGCUAUAGUACACAUCAAAAGUGACUGGGUGCAGAUGUCAGUUAAAAGUCAGAUGUGCAUUUGCACAUAAUGUCCUUACUGCACAGUUAAUGCAGAUGUGGGUUUAAGGGUCCAUUUAAAAGUCCAGUAUGUAUUUGUGUAUAGAAUGUCUAUUGUCCCUUUCUUACGUCCUGAAUACAGAUGCUUAGAAUGUUGCUAUUUUGGUGUGGAAUGGGGAGGAAAGUUAAAAUGAGAGUGAGGCUUUUGGUGGCACCAGGAUGUUCUUUUACCUGAUGGCAUAGGAUCAAGGAGGCUGUGGGAGGAUCCUUCACAGUGGCAGAUGCUCUGCGUACGGUGUCUGGAAGAUGUUGUGGAUGCAGAAGAGAGCGAUAAUCAUCUCAUCUGUCUUCAGUCACUAUGCACUGUACAGUCUUGCAUUACAAUAUUUUGGCCAGGAAGCUCUCCACAGUUCUUCUGUAGAAGGUGAUUGGCUCUCUCUCCAGCCUUCACAUUUUAGAAUAAUUAAGGAUAAUUAAUGACAGAAAUCAUAAAUGUGAACAUUUUCUACUCUGUACAAUUAACAGUAAAUUCAAUUUAUUUGCCGCAGGUUAAUGUGGUGAGAAAUAGCAAAUAGCACAGUAGCAAAUUUCUGCAUAACAAUAAAUUUAGAGCCUUAUACUGUUUCACAAUUACAGUUAGAUAAUCACAUAUUCAACAGAAACAGAACUGUGUGUUAUAAUAAUGUCAGAAGACAUAUGAAGCACCAUUUUUUUUAAGACAUCAUAACAUGAAAUCACUGCUUUUUAAAAGGCAGGUUAUUUCUAAAUUAUCUUACCGUGUGUAGUGUGUGCUCAGAAGUGUCAUGUGAAACAGCAUGUGAACGACUCGAUCAAUAUCUACAUACAUAUCAAGUUCAUUUGCAAUUUUUUUUGUUAAAAUAAACCUG